UCAGAAUGAAUAUUCUUUCGACUAUCAGAGCUAUCAUUCCGAUAUUCAGCUAAGCAGUUACCGUUCUCGUAACUGUAAGUAAUGUGACUGACAUAUACAUUGUGGCCUCAGGCACCAACACAGUGCAAAUGCAGCAAACACCACGGAAUGUGCUAAACUGUCCAGAUCGCCCGCUGGACAAGCCCGCUUCAGGAGAAAGACAAACAAAGUGAUCAUAAGAGCCCUCGCGAGCAACGACUGCCACCAGCUUGGAGCCCACACAAACUAUGCGCGUCCAAAAUAUAUUGAGCGGCCUUUUGGCCAUGGCAAUCCCUUUGGCCUCUGCGACUGCGUUGACCUACAGAAUCGAUGCCAGCGAGAAAGCCUGUUUUUACGCCGACGUUACGCAGCAGGAUUCCAAGAUGGCCUUCUACUUUGCUGUGCAAUCUGGCGGCUCCUUCGAUAUCGAUUACAAGGUCACCGGCCCUCUCGAAAAAGUGAUUCUGGAAGGCACGAAAGAGCGACAGGGCGAUUUUGUCUUCACCGCCCAAAGUGUGGGCGAAUAUAGCUUUUGCUUCAGCAAUGAAAUGUCGACGUUCGCGGAGAAGUUUGUGGACUUUGAGAUUGCGGUUGAAAACGAAUCCAAGGCCCAACUCCCAUCCAAGCAAGGCGCCAGUCCCGAACAAUCAAGCACCAUUGAAGAAUCAAUCAUGAAAGUGUCGACCAUGCUAUCUACCAUUUCCCGUAACCAGAAAUACUUCCGUACCCGCGAAAACCGCAACUUCAGCACCGUGCGCAGCACCGAGCGACGAAUCUUCAACUUUAGUGUGAUCGAGAGUCUAAUGAUGGUUUCCAUGGCCGGAUUGCAAGUCUUUAUUGUGCGCUUUUUCUUCCAGGGCGCGCGGAAAGGCUACGUAUAAUGAUAAAAAUCAGACGGACUAAUUUUUUGGGCAUGGAUUUCAUUUUCAUAACAUUAGCGUGUAUGAAUUCGGAUGAGGAAAGCUUUGGCUUUUUAUUUUCAUUAAUUACCUGGAGUUGAUCAGAAGGCAUCGGUUUAUCCAUUCACUGCUAUGAGGAUUUCAAAACAUUGCACGAAUGGCUUCUUAUCUAUAUCGUAGAUUGUAAAUGCAUAUAUAUAAUACAAGAAUCGAUCUGCUAAGAUUUGAUACAAA
Molecule: messenger RNA, 1151 nt
Organism: Talaromyces proteolyticus
Lineage: Eukaryota; Fungi; Ascomycota; Eurotiomycetes; Eurotiales; Trichocomaceae
Product: putative endosomal cargo receptor
Exons: 4
Coding region: 267-899 (210 amino acids)
Biological process (GO): endoplasmic reticulum to Golgi vesicle-mediated transport; intracellular protein transport; protein retention in ER lumen
Cellular component (GO): Golgi apparatus; COPII-coated ER to Golgi transport vesicle; endoplasmic reticulum
Source: RefSeq, a predicted model, not a curated record